CUUUGGGAGCGGUUGAGUGAAAAAGGCUCGUGCCAAACACAAUUUAUGACCACCCAAAGGACAUCUAUAAUAAAACAUCAACCUGCAACUCACUUUGGGCAAGAACUUCAUCGAACACAUCAAAUGCAUUGAACCAUAACAGAGAAUUGGAAAGAGAAAAUGGAGAACAGUAAUUCAACAAAAGAAGAACAAAAUUUCCGGGUUCGAAAACUGGAACUUUCAGACAAAAGUAAGGGUUUUAUCGAGCUCUUACAACAACUAACUGUUUUUGAUUCUGUUUCUGACAAAGAAUUCGAAGACAGGUUUAAAGAAAUAAGUAUGUACGGUGAUGAUCAUCUUGUUUGUGUAAUCGAAGAUGAUUUUUCGGGUAAGAUUGUAGCGACAGGGAGUGUGUUUAUUGAGAAGAAGUUCAUAAGGAACUGUGGGAAGGUUGGGCAUAUUGAAGAUGUAGUGGUUGAUGGGAAUGUGAGAGGCAUGCAAUUGGGGAAGAAAAUCGUGGGGUUUCUGGCAGAUCACGCUCGUUCCAUGGGCUGUUAUAAGGUUAUUUUGGAUUGCAGUGUUGACAACAACGUGUUUUAUGAGAAGUGUGGUUUUAAGCAGAAGGAAAUUCAGAUGGUUAAGUACUUCGUUUGAAUGUAAUGUUUUGCUUUUGCCUUUUCUUUACAUACAAUGCUUAUUUUGAUGAUGAGAUCAAUGGCAUGUUUAUUUGAAUAUCUUGUCUUUGUCUGUCGCAUGCUUCAAAAAUUAUCAGCAUAUUUACUUUUUCUGGAAUGUGGCUCAAGAUUUCAGGAUGAAUUGUGUGCUUAUGAUGUAUUAUUGGACUGUGCUUAGCACAUAUGAUGGGAGGAGUCAUUAGACAUUUUACUUUUAUAUUAAACUUGGUGUAGGAUCUUGUGGCUAGAUUAAUCAAACCAUAACUUACUUUGAUGAGAUCAAUGACAUUUUUGUUUGAAUAUCUUGUCUUUGUCAGUUGAAUGCUUCAAAAAUGAUCAUUAUACUUACUUCCUCUGGAAUGUGGUUCAGAAUUUCAGGAUCAAUUGUGUGCUUACGAUAUAUUAUUGGACUGUGCUUAGCAUAUACGAUGGGAGGAGUCAUUAGACAUUUUAUAUUAAACUUGACAUAGGAUCUUGUGGCUAGAUUAAUCAAACCAUAAGCUAGAGAGUAGUUUUCAGCCGCCCAAUAAGCUUCAAGGAGGCCUUUUUUCUGGCAAAGUAGAUGGCGCAUGCAGGAACCUUCAUUCAUGAAUGUCUCUAAUGGUGUUCUAGUUCUACAUGAUUUAUAAUGCGUAGUAAAGUUUCAGCUUUAGUGUUCCUUGCCUUAAUAUGGAUGGAUUUGUCAGUUCUAAUCUGUAACUAAGGGCAAAGUUUUGCAUGUAGUGUUUAUCUUCUGCAUAGGACAAUCCUUUCUGGAGAAAAAAAAUUGUGGGAUUAGACUUAAACAGUAAUAUUGUUGUUUGUUGAUAUUCCCUCAUUGGUUUGUGGUGGAAUGUUAUGAAAUGAAUCUUCAUUCAUCCUUCCUACAAUGAAGCUUAAUUCUUGACUACAUCUUAUAACCAGAUGGUCUGAAUCUUAUGCACAAAGUGAAGCUGACAUUUCUGGAUUUAUUUUCCAAUAAUCUACUAUUGUUUUCUGUAUUAUGAAUGAAUAAACUUCGACAGUAUUCAGCUAAUCUUUUGUUCAGCUUAUUUAAUCUGAGGGUUACUAGGAGCUGAAAGGUCAUUGUUUUGGUUUAAUCUUCUUCCCUACGUAUUGAAAGAUCUUAAGUGGUUUAGGAAGCUUGGAUUUUUUAUGUCAAUAAGGAUUAACUAUUGCUGCUCUGCACCGAAAGCCCUAAUCUUGCCUCAUCGUAUGCCCAAAUAUUUAUAGUCAUGCUUAGAGGAAGGAGAAGGUAAA
Molecule: messenger RNA, 1892 nt
Organism: Durio zibethinus
Lineage: Eukaryota; Viridiplantae; Streptophyta; Magnoliopsida; Malvales; Malvaceae
Source: RefSeq, a predicted model, not a curated record